Cercocebus atys (sooty mangabey) is the source of this 6638-nucleotide messenger RNA. RefSeq names its product adhesion G protein-coupled receptor D1 (gene ADGRD1). The transcript is spliced from 23 exons. Gene Ontology annotation, biological process: cell surface receptor signaling pathway; adenylate cyclase-activating G protein-coupled receptor signaling pathway. Lineage: Eukaryota; Metazoa; Chordata; Mammalia; Primates; Cercopithecidae. Gene Ontology annotation, molecular function: G protein-coupled receptor activity. Gene Ontology annotation, cellular component: membrane. The record is from RefSeq and is a predicted model, not a curated record. Bases 1765 to 4443 code for a protein of 892 amino acids.
UUUUCUAGGUUGAAUGGACUGGCGUCAUCUGCACGCUGGCCACAGCAGGGGCCUCUCUGAAGCAGAUGUCAAAGGCCAACUAAGACCAACUCACGUGUUUGAAGGGCCUAUGCUUCAUUCAGCAAAUGCAUCCCCAUCUACCAAUCAGCUUCUCCACACAUCAGCUCCAUUGGAAAAGAUUAAGCAUCACCUAAGACGUUUCCAAUGAGACCCAAUUCCAAAUAGUCUGUGUUUGAGUUAAUUCAGACAUUUGUUGGUAAGAGAAACCUCACACCUUCCUGGGUAUUUUUUUUUUCUCUUUCUAAUAAGGACUUUUUAAAAACUGUAAGCUUUGUAUGACUUAGGACGGUUUUCCAUUUCAUUUUUAUUUACUGAUCGCUCUUGAUCAUGUCAGAUGGCUGAUGUGUGCGGCGAGGGUUUGCCGUACAGCAAUCCUAGCAUGUGCUUUGGUCGUCCCUGUUCUGGUUCCGUGGGAGGCAUUUUAUUUUUAAAACCAUGUAUUGCUGGUGACUGUGCUUUCCACACUGGCACACUAGCAUUUUCCUUACUCCUAUGAUUUAAUGUGUUGCUGGACAUUACUGCUGAAGCUUCUGAAAUGCUUCCUUAAAAUUUGCACACUGAGAACCAUCAGUGCUACCUCUGUUGCUGGUGUUCUCAGAGUGAGGUGCAGUUGAGCACGCACUCCGUGAAGGGCACCUGCGUGGGUGCCACACGCGCUGCCUGCCCAGCAUCGCUCUCAUCCGCCUGCCUAUAGGGCGGCAAUAUGGUCACAUUUGGAAACCACCCUAGAGCCAGAUGUCUUUUCCAAACGGUUGGCCUGGCAGGGCAGAGAAAGCCCCUGUGUAAGUUUGUUUCAUGACCGGUUCGGGUUCAAACAAACCACGUUCUCUUGUUGGCCUCUAGUUUUCUUUUUCGAAGGCCUUUAUUUUAAAGCCGUGGAAAGGGGGUCAUUUCAUCAAGAGGAGUUGUCUUCUUGAAACAGUUCACUGUUCCAGGACCCAGCAAUGAAAAUGCCAGGAGUUUUUUCAAACAAGAGCUUGAAUAACUAUCAGUGUCUUUCUCUCCUCACCCCUAUACCUGAACUCACUGUGGUGGCUUAAAGCAGUAACUCUUGGUGCUUUGAAACCUUUACCUAUGAAAAAUUCUUCUCUUAAGGUGAUACAAUUACAGAUACAGUUACACACUGUGGCUGCAUUUUGUUUCCUGAAUGUAUCGACUUCCAGUAAAGCUCUAAUAUAUCCGUGUUUGUCCUGGAGCACUGCAAUGUGGAAGGUUUCUCUGCACUUCCCUGCUGGAUGCAUUCUCUAGGUUGUAAUGCGAUGCUGGCAUAUUUCAAUUUGAUUACAGGCUUCUUAAGGGAAAAAAGAAAAGAGUCGACCCCAUCAGCACAUUUAGCUGCUGGGGACAGGCGAAUGGCUUUGGGAAGCCUUUGGAGGAUGUGCAGCUUUGUCGUUUGUUGCCGAAUUCUCCGUCGUUUUGUCCAUUUGUCAUCAUUCACGCAGUUGUUUUCAUGCAGAGUGUGUGUCUCAUCAGUUCUUGUGACAUCAUAACCAUUCAUCCUUUUGUUGAGCCUGUGUUAUAAGUGGCCAAGUUCAAUUUCAUAUCUCUCAACUAAGUAUCCGCAUAGGGGUUGAAGCUGGAAAAUUAGAACUAUCACAUGUGGCCAAGUUCAGCAGCCAUCACGCCCUGGCGUGUGAGCUGAGUGGGGUCAUUGGAGUGGCCGAGCUGCUGACCAAAGUUAACAAGGGUGGUGGAGGCCGGGAGAUGUGCGGUCCAAAGAGAAAGUCCAGGUGCUCUUGGAUGAAAGAAUCAUCCUCCUGCUGCUGCUGCAGGUUGAGAGAUAUGUUGGUCCCAUUUGUCUUUUGUCUCACUCACUCGCUGUGCUUUUUCUUUUUGUUGUUUCACCCAGCGUCCCGAACCCACAAGCUCACUGUGCUUCCUUCCCGUAAUGCUACCUUUGUGUAUUCCAAUGACUCUGCCUACUCAAAUCUCUCUGCAACCGUAGAUAUUGUGGAAGGGAAGGUCAACAAAGGCAUUUACCUGAAAGAGGAAAAGGGAGUCACGCUUCUCUAUUACGGCAGGUACAACAGCUCCUGCAUUAGCAAGCCAGAGCAGUGUGGCCCUGAAGGGGUCACAUUUUCUUUCUUCUGGAAGACACAAGGAGAACAGUCUAGACCAAUCCCUUCUGCGUAUGGGGGACAGGUCAUCUCCAAUGGGUUCAAAGUCUGCUCCAGCGAUGGCAGAGGCUCCGUGGAGCUGUACACGCGGGACAAUUCCAUGACAUGGGAGGCCUCCUUCAGCCCCCCAGGCCCCUAUUGGACUCAUGUCCUAUUUACAUGGAAAUCCAAGGAAGGCCUGAAAGUCUACGUCAACGGGACCCUGAACACCUCUGACCCGAGUGGAAAAGUGUCUCGUGACUAUGGAGAGUCCAACGUCAACCUCGUGAUAGGGUCUGAGCAGGAUCAGGCCAAGUGUUAUGAGAACGGCGCUUUUGAUGAGUUCAUCAUCUGGGAGCGGGCCCUGACUCCGGAUGAGAUCGCCAUGUACUUCACUGCUGCCAUUGGAAAGCAUGCUUUAUUGUCUUCAACGCUGCCAAGCCUCUCCGUGACACCCACAGCAAGCCCCAUGAUGCCCACAGAUGCCUACCAUUCCAUCAUAACCAACCUGACAGAAGAGAGAAAAGCCUUCCAAAGUCCCGGAGUUAUCCUGAGUUACCUCCAAAAUGUAUCCUUCAGCUUACCCAGUAAGCCCCUCUCGGAGCAGACAGCCUUGAAUCUCACCAAGACCUUCUUAAAAGCCGCGGGAGAGGUCCUUCUAUUGCCUGGUUGGAUUGCUGUGUCAGAGGACAGCGCCGUGGUACUGAGUCUCAUCCACACUAUUGACACCGUCAUGGGCCACAUUUCCUACAACCUGCAUGCCAGCACGCCCCAGGUCACCAUGGAGGGCUCCUCUGCCGUGGCAGAGUUUUCCGUGGCCAAAGUCCUGCCCAAGACCGUGAAUUCCUCGCAUUACCGCUUCCCGGCCCACGGGCAGAGCUUCAUCCAGAUCCCGCACGAGGCCUUCCACAGCCGCGCCUGGACCACCGUCGUGGGUCUGCUGUACCACAGCAUGCACUACUACCUGAACAACAUCUGGCCCGCCCACACCAAGAUCGCGGAGGCCAUGCAUCACCAGGACUGCCUGCUGUUCGCCACCAGCCACCUGAUUUCCCUGGAGUUGACCCCGCCGCCCACCCUCUCUCAGAACCUAUCGGGCUCUCCGCUCAUUACGGUCCACCUCAAGCACAGAUUGACACGUAAGCAGCACAGUGAGGCCACCAACAGCAGCAACCGAGUCUUCGUGUACUGCGCCUUCCUGGACUUCAGCUCCGGAGAAGGGAUCUGGUCGAACCAGGGCUGUGCGCUCACGGGAGGAAACCUCACCUACUCCGUCUGCCGCUGCACUCACCUCACCAACUUUGCCAUCCUCAUGCAGGUGGUCCCGCUGGAGCUUGCACGUGGACACCAGGUGGCGCUGUCGUCUAUCAGCUAUGUGGGCUGCUCCCUCUCCGUGCUCUGCCUGGUGGCCACGCUGGUCACCUUCGCCGUGCUGUCCUCCGUGAGCACCAUCCGGAACCAGCGCUACCACAUCCACGCCAACCUCUCCUUCGCUGUGCUGGUGGCCCAGGUCCUGCUGCUCAUUAGCUUCCACCUGGAGCCGGGCACGACCCCCUGCCGGGUGAUGGCCGUGCUCCUCCACUACUUCUUCCUGAGUGCCUUCGCAUGGAUGCUGGUGGAGGGGCUGCACCUCUACAGCAUGGUGAUCAAGGUCUUUGGGUCGGAGGACAGCAAGCACCGUUACUACUAUGGGAUGGGAUGGGGCUUUCCUCUUCUGAUCUGCAUCAUUUCACUGUCAUUUGCCAUGGACAGUUACGGAACAAGCAACAAUUGCUGGCUGUCCUUGGGGAGUGGCGCCAUCUGGGCCUUUGUAGCCCCUGCCCUGUUUGUCAUCGUGGUCAACAUUGGCAUCCUCAUCGCUGUGACCAGAGUCAUCUCACAGAUCAGCGCCGACAACUACAAGAUCCAUGGAGACCCCAGUGCCUUCAAGUUGACAGCCAAGGCAGUGGCCGUGCUGCUGCCCAUCCUGGGCACCUCGUGGGUCUUUGGCGUGCUUGCUGUCAACGGCUGUGCUGUGGUUUUCCAGUACAUGUUUGCCACGCUCAACUCCCUGCAGGGACUGUUCAUCUUCCUCUUCCAUUGUCUCCUGAAUUCAGAGGUGAGAGCCGCCUUCAAGCACAAAACCAAGGUCUGGUCCCUCACGAGCAGCUCCAGCCGCACAGCCAACGCGAAGCCCUUCCACUCGGACAUCAUGAAUGGGGCCCGGCCAGGCACGGCCUCCACCAAGCUCAGCCCCUGGGACAAGAGCAGCCACUCUGCCCACCGCAUAGACCUGUCAGCCGUGUGAGCCGGGAGGCUGCCAACCAGGCCAGGCUGCACUCAGAACACCGCCCCCCCCAAACGGAAUGAAACGCCGCAUCUUUGCCCGUGGGACCCUCUCCUUGCCGCUGUCUGGACUUGGGUGUUAUGGCCCUGAGAUAGCCGUCCUCCCGUGACUCUGGCUGUCAGAGCACACUGCUGAGUCCAGCAGCCUGAUACCCAGGCCAGCGUGGGCCCUCCUGCCUCACGUCCACCUGUGGGCUGAGUGACUCCCUCUGGGGACUCCCAGGACACAGUGGCCUGACGGUGAUGGUGCCCUUGAGCCUCCCUUCGUCACUGAGCACCAGACCCAGCGAGGCCAGGACACUCAGGUCCCGCAGCCCCAGGAAGGGACGUUCAGCCUCUGUGCCUUGGUGGGACUUGGGGACUCAGGGCCAAAGAGGUGGUUCAGGUCCCCAUGCACCCCCAGACAGUCAGGUGCAGGCAGCUGGGGGUGUGUGGGGAAGAGCAUGAGGAGUCCCCAGGGUCUGAAUUCACUGGUGAGUUCCCCACAGUUGGCGCCAGCCGUGGUGUCUCCAUAGGUGGUGCCAGCGUGGGCCAACCUGUGCUGUCAUCAGUUUGGGCCCUGCCCAAGCCCAGCUCAAGCCGUGGGCGGGAGUCACUGACUCUCCAGGUGAGGGUGACCUCUCUGCCCUGUCCUUGGGGGGGUCCCCUCUGUUCACGUCAAGAGCCACUCUGGGCCUUGAGACCGCCUGAUGGUGCCAGUGCUUGGGGGAGCUUCUUGGCCAUCCUCUGUGAGUUUUGCCUCUUUGGACCCCAAUUCAGCCUUAAGAUGCCCUCCUUCUUUCCUUGUGUGCGAGCCUCCUUGGUGGUUCUUGGGCCACAGGAGCUGGUCGUGUCCCUGCAGUGCCUGGUGUCCAGGUGGAAAAUGGAGGGCAUUUUCCAACACACCACUUUCCCUGGAGCCUUCCUCAUGACUCACAGGCACUCUACUCAGUUUCUACUGGGCAGACCACGUGGCAGGUAGCACCCUGCGCUCCAUCUGGUCACCACGAGGGUGACCCAUGCUGAGUCCCCACUGACCUGGAGAGGGAGGGCUGGCGACAGCCAUGUCGUCUGUGUUGAGGGAAAUUUAUGGACUCAGACUCAGCCCCAGAGGAGAUGGGAUAAUCGUUAUGGACCUGUGUGUGGACAUGAUCCUGUGGAACAUAGGUUUGGGAUCACAGAUGUGAAUUAAGACACCACUGAGAUACGGGCUAUGAGGUUCAUACUGUGCCGAGAGCACCCGUGGUGUCUCUGAAAUGUGGGUGAGACAUUCAAACCUGGUUUUCAUACUGGAAAGUCUUCCUUUAAAACUGUGACCAUGAUUCCAUUCAGCCCCUCCGCAGCCCUGUCUGCCUUGUUUCAGAGUGACUUUUCCAUGGAGCUUGUGCCCUUUUGCAUCCCGCCUGGUGGCUUCUUAAUGUAACUCUCCCCUGGUCACCUGGAGUGGACCAGUCAUCUGCAGGCCUCUCCUGCAUGGGGAGGGUGGGCAGGGAGCAGUAUGUCUGCAGGGGUGAACCUUUGCUCUUCUGUCAGGCAAGGCCCGUGCUGCACCAGCCACCUGACACAUGGUGACAGUGCCACGGGCCCUGCGUGUGGCCCCUGCACCCGUGCUGUGGCAGGCACACCUGGCUGCUGCAGGCCAAGGCUGCUGUUCAGCGAAGAGUCCCAUGUUUAGUGUGGACUAAAGUCCCAUGUUUAGCCACUGCCCCAGGCUCCUGUGACCCCAGAAACCAGGUCACGUGGACCACGGUGGCAGACCCUCAUCACGCCCGUGAGCACCUAGAAGUGAGAACACUGUAUUCCUACAAUUUACACUUGGAUAUUUCUCCUUAUUUAGUUUCUAGUGAAAGAAAUCAAGUAAGGAACUAUCUUUACUUUAGAUGGAAUUAUUUGUUUUUUUAACUGUUGCCAUAUUCAUCUAUAUAGCUAAUAUUUCAAGAUAAGUAAAGAACAAAACCUGUCUAAACCUUUUAUUUCCAAUGAAUGAAAGUUGUGCACUUUAUUUAUAGGCUCAAUGUUUUGGCUUCUGCAGUACUUUUAUUAUCUACACAUAAUUUGGCCAAAAAUAAGAAAUUGGAAAGAAUUACAUGUUUAGUUUAUAGUAGAAGAUGAUGACACUAAGUUGUGAAAAUAUGUUGUGAUUUUUAUGAAAUAAAAUCUUCAUGUCCUUAAAAGAAA